UGGGAAGGGGCGUGUGCCCGAGCGCGCGCUCCCGGGAAGGAGCGGGCUGAGUGCUGGCACCAGCGGCCCCAGGUUUUCAGAAGGGAGUAUCGGGGCAGUGUGCGAGCCGCAGGGGCCAGACGGGGUCGAGUCGGGGGAGCGGGCACCAUGGCCGCCCUCCUGCUGCUACCCCUGCUGCUGCUGCUGCCGCUGCUGCUGCUGAAGCUGCGCCUAUGGCCGCAGCUGCGCUGGCUCGCGGCAGACUUGGCCUUCACGGUGCGCGCCGUACGCUGCAAACGGGUCCUUCGAGCGCGCGCCUUGGCCGCGGCUGCCGCCAACCCGGAAGGUCCCGAGGGGGGCUGCAGCCUGGCCUGGCGCCUCGCGCAGCUGGCCCGGCAGCGCCCCGCGCACACCUUUCUCAUUCACGGCGCGCAGCGCUUCAGCUACGCCGAGGCCGAGCGCCAAAGCAACCGGGCUGCGCGCGCCUUUUUGCGCGCGCGAGGCUGGGACGGGGGACCCGACGGCGGCGGCGGCGGCGGCGGCACAGGGGGCGCCGGGGAAGGCGAGCGGACGGCGCACGGCGUACGAGACGCGGCGGCUGGAAGCGGCGCGGCGCGGGACCUGCGGGAAGGGGAUGGCGCGGCCCCUCUGGCACCUGGGGCCACCGUGGCGCUGCUGCUCCCCGCCUGCCCAGAGUUCCUGUGGCUGUGGUUCGGGCUGGCCAAGGCCGGCCUGCGCACGGCCUUUGUGCCCACUGCUCUGCGCCGGGGUCCCCUACUGCACUGUCUCCGCAGCUGCGGCGCCCGCGCGCUGGUGCUGGCGCCAGAGUUCCUGGAGUCCCUGGAGCCUGACCUGCCGGCGCUGAGAGCCAUGGGGCUCCACCUGUGGGCUGCAGGCUCUGAAACCCAUCCUGCUGGAAUCAGCGAUUUUCUGGCUGAGGCCUCGGCUGAAGUGGAUGGGCCAGUGCCCGGGCACCUGUCUGCCCCCCAGAACAUAAUGGACACGUGCCUGUAUAUCUUCACCUCUGGCACCACGGGCCUUCCCAAGGCUGCUCGGAUCAGUCAUCUAAAGGUCCUGCAAUGCCAGGGAUUCUACCAGCUGUGCGGCGCCCACCAGGAGGAUGUGAUCUACCUCGCCCUCCCACUCUACCACAUGUCUGGCUCCCUACUGGGCAUUGUGGGAUGUUUGGGCAUAGGGGCCACAGUGGUGCUGAAGUCCAAGUUCUCAGCUGGGCAGUUCUGGGAGGACUGCCAGCAGCACAGGGUGACGGUGUUCCAGUACAUCGGAGAAUUAUGCCGAUACCUUGUCAACCAGCCCCCGAACGAGGCAGAGCACGGACACGCGGUCCGGCUGGUGGUGGGCAGCGGGCUGCGGCCGGACACCUGGGAGCGUUUUGUGCGGCGCUUCGGGCCCCUGCAGGUGCUGGAGACGUAUGGGCUGACGGAGGGCAACGUGGCCACUUUCAACUACACAGGACAGCGGGGCGCUGUGGGGCGCGCCUCCUGGCUUUACAAGCAUGUCUUCCCCUUCUCUUUGAUUCGCUAUGAUGUCACCACAGGGGAGCCGGUUCGGAACACCCAGGGGCACUGUGUGGCCACGUCUCCAGGUGAGCCAGGGCUGCUGGUGGCCCCCGUGAGCCAGCAGGCACCAUUCCUGGGCUACGCGGGGGGGCCAGAGCUGGCCCGGGGAAAGCUGCUGAAGGAUGUCUUCCGGCCUGGGGAUGUUUUCUUCAACACUGGGGACCUGUUGGUCUGCGAUGACCAAGGCUUUCUUCGCUUCCACGAUCGUAUGGGAGACACCUUCAGGUGGAAGGGGGAGAAUGUGGCCACAACCGAGGUGGCAGAGGCCUUGGAGGCCCUGGACUUCCUUCAGGAGGUGAACGUCUAUGGAGUGACUGUGCCAGGGCACGAAGGCAGGGCUGGGAUGGCGGCCCUGGUUCUGCGUCCUCCCCACUCCUUGGACCUUGUGCAGCUCUACGCCCAUGUUUCUGAGAACUUGCCACCUUAUGCCCGGCCUCGAUUCCUAAGGCUCCAGGAGUCACUGGCCACCACAGAGACCUUCAAGCAGCAGAAGGUUCGGAUGGCAAAGGAGGGCUUUGACCCAAGCACACUGCCUGACCCACUCUACAUUCUGGACCAGGCUGGGGGCGCCUACCUGCCCCUCACACCUGCCCGGUACAGUGCCCUCCUGGGGGGGGACCUUCGUAUCUGAGAAACUCCCACACCAGCGCAUCUGAGGGAGGGACUUUGUGGGGUGGGGUAUGGCAGAUGUAUCAGCUGCUAUCAGGGAUCUUUUCUGUACCAGUUUUGUAAUCCUAAUUUUGUAAUAAAUGUGGCCAGAGCCCAUCUGGCUCUGUCUUUUUGAU
Molecule: messenger RNA, 2344 nt
Organism: Hippopotamus amphibius kiboko
Lineage: Eukaryota; Metazoa; Chordata; Mammalia; Artiodactyla; Hippopotamidae
Gene: SLC27A3
Product: solute carrier family 27 member 3
Exons: 10
Coding region: 148-2190 (680 amino acids)
Cellular component (GO): mitochondrion; endoplasmic reticulum
Molecular function (GO): long-chain fatty acid transmembrane transporter activity; long-chain fatty acid-CoA ligase activity
Source: RefSeq, a predicted model, not a curated record